This is a messenger RNA of Daphnia magna, 585 nucleotides long. RefSeq lists its product as uncharacterized. The record is from RefSeq and is a predicted model, not a curated record. The transcript has 2 exons. NCBI's taxonomy places the organism in Eukaryota, Metazoa, Arthropoda, Branchiopoda, Diplostraca, Daphniidae. The coding region runs from base 151 to 471 and encodes 106 amino acids.
AUUCAGGAUUCGGAAAGAGAUUCCACCGUGGGUGUGGUCCCAUCUGCAUCUAGAUUUGCGCUAUAUAAAGCGGAACGGGAAGAAACUCAAACACCACACACACACUCUUCUCGUCUUUCGAACACCACUCUCUCUCUCUUCUCAAUCAACAUGCAAGUUCUCGCCGUCCUAUUGGUUUGCUUGGCCGCCGCCAACGCUUACGUCGUGCCAGCCCCUUAUUUGGUCCGCACUCCGGCCCAUGACAGCGCCAUCAUCAAGUCUGACCGUCUCGGAGGCAACUUUGCUUAUUCCACCGUUGAGGGACACGCAUACGCCGCCGUCUCUCCCGUUGUCCAGCGCGUCCUCACACCUGUCGGAGUCUCCCAUCACGCCAUCGCCGCUCCCUAUUACGGCUAUCCUUAUGGCUUAACUCAAUUCGUUGCACCCGCUCAAGUUGACGCUAAGGCUGGUCAGGCUGUCUACGUUGCCUAAAUAAGAUGCAACUCAUAUGUAAAAUUGAAACUUGUCCUGUUGAUUGAGAUGGUCUUAUACACGCGAAUUUUCCGAAAAAACUGCAUUAAAUAAUGAUUAUUAUUAUAAAGUGUA